AUGGAGCCUCGAGCUCGUGCUGGUAAGAACGUCGGGAAGGAGACUUUCAAUCCUAAAGAGGUUUCCGCCCUGCUGUAUGCAUAUGGCGACGUGCAGCACCCGCUGCCAGAGACGGUCCGCGUGCUGGACGAGAUGGUUACCGAGUUCCUGGAGGGCGUGUGCUUCGAGGCUAGCCGGCACGCCCAGGUAGCGGGCCGCCAGAAGCUCAAGUUCGACGAUUUCGAGUUCGCCCUCCGCCGCAACCCGCAGUAUCUCGGCAAGGUCAAGAGCAUGAUCGAGAAGCGCCAGAAAAUUAAGGAGAUGCGGCGAACUUUCGAUCAGGAGGACGACGCCCUCGCUAAGGAGCACGGCAUCGACACCUCCGCCCCCGGUCCCGCCGCCGGCACCGCCGAGGAGGAUGACCUGCUCGGACUCGACGACGAGGACGAGGACCUCGAGGUUGCGCCCACCGUCACGUCCUCUAAGGGGACUGGCGGGAAGAAGAGGAAGGGUGCGCCGAAGUAG
Durotheca rogersii is the source of this 504-nucleotide messenger RNA. Its product is annotated as TFIID-18kDa-domain-containing protein. Bases 1 to 504 code for a protein of 167 amino acids. Gene Ontology annotation, molecular function: protein heterodimerization activity. Gene Ontology annotation, biological process: RNA polymerase II preinitiation complex assembly; transcription by RNA polymerase II. Lineage: Eukaryota; Fungi; Ascomycota; Sordariomycetes; Xylariales; Xylariaceae. Gene Ontology annotation, cellular component: transcription factor TFIID complex. The transcript is spliced from 2 exons. The record is from RefSeq and is a predicted model, not a curated record.